Molecule: messenger RNA, 1460 nt
Organism: Salvia miltiorrhiza (redroot sage)
Lineage: Eukaryota; Viridiplantae; Streptophyta; Magnoliopsida; Lamiales; Lamiaceae
Product: uridine nucleosidase 1
Biological process (GO): purine nucleoside catabolic process
Cellular component (GO): cytosol
Molecular function (GO): purine nucleosidase activity
Source: RefSeq, a predicted model, not a curated record
AUAAUAAAGAAAAAGGAGUCUUUGUCUUUGUAUAAUGCAUUAUGCAUCACAAAGCAAAGCACGAUCGGAUUGGAGUUGGAAGGAAGAGGCGUUACGAAUAAUGAUUCCAUUUUAAUUGCCAUUUUUUUGCAUAUUCCUUCGAUUUAAUAAACGGAAAGGGGACAGUCUCAGAAUCACAGCUGACUGUGCAACUCCGCAUUUAUCUUUCAUUUUUAAAUUAGGAGAUGCUCCAACUCUGUGCGCUUAUAUAUAUCUGUGAUUAAGCAAGAUUUAUUCACAGAUUCAAUUUGAAUUUGAGAUUUCUGGGACCCUAUCUGCUUUUGAUUGUGAUAGUUUUGAGUCGAGAUGUCGAGCGACGGGAUUGAUGGCGUCGUGGUUUCGGGAAAUUGUUGUUCGAAGAAACGUGAGAAGGUUAUUAUUGACACCGAUCCCGGCAUUGAUGAUAGCAUGGCAAUACUAAUGGCAUUUCAGUCACCUGAAUUGGAUAUAUUGGGAUUAACAACAGUAUUUGGCAAUGUCAAUACAGAGGAUGCGACAAAUAAUGCAUUGCUUCUGUGUGAGAUUGCUGGACGUCCAGAUGUUCCAGUUGGAGGUAGUUUUGAACCAUUAAAGAGAGGAAAACCACGUAUUGCUGACUUUGUCCAUGGUUCAGAUGGAUUGGGGAACAUUUCUCUCGAUCCUCCCAAAUCUGGGAAAUGUGACAAAUCUGCACCUGAAUUUUUGGUCGAUAAGGUUUCUGAAGAUCCUGGUGAAGUCUCUAUACUUGCAUUGGGACCUCUAACAAAUAUUGCUCUAGCUAUAAAAAGGGACUCGUCAUUUGCUAGCAAAAUAAAGAGACUGGUGAUACUUGGUGGAGCUUUCUUUGCAUUAGGAAAUGUUAAUCCUGCUGAGGCAAAUAUUUAUGGAGAUCCAGAAGCAGCAGAUGUUGUAUUCACUUCUGGGGCCAAUAUUGAUGUCGUUGGCAUAAACAUCACAACGCAAGUCAAACUGACAGACAUGCACCUUGAAGAGCUAAGGAAGUCGAGUGGAAGGCACGCACAGCUUCUAUGUGAUAUGUGCAAAUUCUACCGCGACUGGCAUGUCAAAUCUGAUGGAGUUUACGGAAUUUUCCUGCACGAUCCUGUUAGUUUUGUUGCACUAGUGAGACCUGAUCUCUUUACAUUCAAGAAGGGAGUUGUAAGAGUUGAGACACAGGGCAUCUGUGUUGGCCAUACCAUAAUGGAUCAAGGACUAAAGAAUUGGAAUUCAAGCAACCCGUGGACGGAGUUCUCCCCCGUCUCUGUAGCGUGGACAGUUAAUAUACAAGGAGUUCUCAAGUAUGUAAAUGAAAUUUUAAUGAAGCCCUAGCUCUUCACAUCUCAUAUUUUGUUGUACAUUGUGCCAAUUUAUUAUUUGAAAAACUCUGGAACGCAAGACUUCAUUUCUUACUGAUAAUAUAUUCUUCAUCUUUCAUUUGCAAA